AUGGCUACUGGACUCACCAUUCUCUCCCCGUCCAUGCUCCCUCCCCGCACUUCCACUUCGACGCUCGACUCGAUGAACAGUGGAAGCAGCCGCUCGCCUUCGCCCUAUGGCCAGGGCCACAACAUUCAACUCAUCAACACUAUCCCAGGCGCACUUCCACGCUCUUCGACACCGACACGCCAAAGGCUACUCUACGUCGCGGCCUCGCUCUCGAUUCACCUCACCAAUGCCGACCUUCCUCAUGCGUUCCUUGGUCGCUUCUCUCUCUUCCUUCGUGGCGCAGAUGUUUCUCCUCGUUGGGUUGAUGCAGAUGUCAUCAAGCCUAUCAUCGGCGCGACGCAGCGCGUCAAGGACGUAUUGGCGCUCAACAAGGACUUUGCCAUCCAUGGCGAGGCGCACGAAGACGGCAUAGACAGGCUGCUCGUUAGUCACUGCUGUGGAAUCUACGUCCGGCUUUCUGUUGGUGCUAUCCCAUCAUUGAAGAAGAAGGUCGACUUGAUCUCUGCACACCUUGAUGCAUCCCAGCCCAAUGUUGUGCUCCCGUGCUUGACGCCUGCUCGUCAAUUCCUUGAGACGGUGAUCAUCGCCUCGUCGAUGGAUGCCAAAGUCGAGGACUUGCAGGAUCUAGUGUGGAUGAAGGAUAAUCUCAAGAUGGAUAUGAUGAACGACCCCACCACGCUCAAGAAGACGUGGGACGAUGGCCGUCUCGGAAGGCUCAUCGAAAAUUGGCCGGCGAUAAAGGGUGUCUUUGUCGACCUUGGACUCGUUGCAGAUGGAGACGAAAUCCGUUCGACGGUCCACAAUACGUUGAGCCGAUCUCGAUCCAAGUACGGUCAUUAA
This is a messenger RNA of Serendipita indica DSM 11827, 840 nucleotides long. NCBI's taxonomy places the organism in Eukaryota, Fungi, Basidiomycota, Agaricomycetes, Sebacinales, Serendipitaceae. The record is from the annotation of a GenBank genome assembly.